AUGCACAACAUGCAGGACCCUGUAAACGGCAUACUUGUUUUGCUCUAUUCUUGGUGGCUAACGCUACGAUCCAUUGCCGGUGGUUCUUCAUUCUGCGCUUGUAGAGGCCGUAUCCAACGGUUGCACAGCAAAAGCUUUUUCCAUGAUCGCUAUCAAACCCGUAGUAAAUUCCUUUGGCACAAACAUAUGAAAUAUCACAUAAGCACGUUGAAGUAUUCUUUCAUACUCUCACUGUCUACCACAAUAUCCUUCAAAUUGCACCAGUUCUGUUUAUUAGCUCUAUCAGCUAUUUCAAAGCCAUACUUUCCCUCAGUAUUCAAAAAAUUUUAA
Messenger RNA from Vavraia culicis subsp. floridensis, 330 nucleotides. RefSeq lists its product as uncharacterized. NCBI's taxonomy places the organism in Eukaryota, Fungi, Microsporidia, Pleistophoridae. The transcript has a single exon. Bases 1 to 330 code for a protein of 109 amino acids. The record is from RefSeq and is a predicted model, not a curated record.